Molecule: messenger RNA, 5406 nt
Organism: Pantherophis guttatus
Lineage: Eukaryota; Metazoa; Chordata; Lepidosauria; Squamata; Colubridae
Gene: TENT5B
Product: terminal nucleotidyltransferase 5B
Biological process (GO): mRNA stabilization
Molecular function (GO): poly(A) RNA polymerase activity; RNA binding
Source: RefSeq, a predicted model, not a curated record
UUGCGGGCGCGGAGUGAGGAGGGGACGGGUGGAAGGAAGGGAACUUGGCUCUUGCACGCGCCGAGGUUACGCCUUCCCUUUCCCCGCCCCCUCCGGUUCCCUCAGACCGAUUUCUUUCCACGGGUGGUUUUGGUUUUUUUUUUUUUCUUUUUCCCGCCCUUUCUUCUCCUUCUGGAAUUUUCCUCUGUUUUUGAGGGGGUGAAGCGGUUUCCUCAGCCGCUCGAGCCGUCUGGGUUUUUAUCUCGGUUUGUGUAACCGCCUUUCUCCGGCGCUUCUCUGCCCACCCACCCACCCACCCUUUCUUGUCUCCCUCGGGAAAGAGCCCCACCACUCCUCCUCACGAUGCGCGCCACGGGGACCGGGACGGCUGGCACGGCCGCCGCGAGCUCGGGGAAAGCGCCGCCGACCACGCCGGCUGACGGGGAUGAGCGCUUCAGCGUCCUGAGCUGGGAGCAGGUGCAGCGGCUGGACCACAUCCUGGAGGAAGCCGUCCCCAUCCACGGCCGCGGCAACUUCCCCACCUUGUCGGUGCGGCCCCGCAGAAUCGUGCAGGUGGUCCGUAGUCGUCUAGAAAAGCAGGGCAUCACUGUCCACAAUGUGAGGCUGAAUGGCUCAGCAGCUAGCCACGUGUUGCACCAGGACAGCGGUCUGGGGUAUAAAGAUCUGGAUCUCAUUUUUGGUGUUGAUCUGAAAAGCGAGGAUAUUUUUCAGCUGGUAAAAGAUGUAGUGAUGGAUUGUCUCCUGGAUUUCCUCCCUGAAGGGGUAAACAAAGAUAAGAUCACUCCCAUGACUCUGAAGGAGGCCUAUGUGCAGAAGUUGGUGAAAGUGUGCAAUGAAACUGACCGCUGGAGUCUUAUAUCACUGUCAAACAACAGUGGGAAGAAUGUGGAACUCAAAUUUGUAGACUCUCUCCGGCGGCAGUUUGAGUUCAGCGUUGAUUCUUUCCAGAUCAUAUUGGACUCACUAUUGCUCUUUGGAGAGUGCUCAGAAAAUCCAAUGUCUGCAAACUUCCACCCUACUGUCACUGGGGAGAGUAUGUAUGGGGACUUUGAGGAGGCGAUUGAUCACCUGAGGAACCGAAUUAUAGCUACUAGGAAUCCAGAGGAAAUCAGAGGAGGUGGGCUUCUGAAGUACUGCAACCUCCUCGUGAGGGGAUUUCAAGCUAAAUCAGAAGUUGACAUGAAAGCCUUGCAGAGGUACAUGUGUUCGAGGUUUUUUAUAGACUUUCCUGACAUUGGGGAACAACAACGAAAGCUGGAGUCUUACCUCCAAAGUCACUUUGUAGGGAUGGAAAGCAAAAGGUAUGAUUGCCUGAUGACCUUACACAGAGUGGUAAAUGAGAGUACGGUGUGCCUGAUGGGACAUGAAAGACGACAGACGCUGAACCUCAUUGCCAUGUUGGCCCUCCGGGUCCUGGCUGAGCGGAACAUAAUUCCAACUGUCACAAAUGUGACUUGUUAUUAUCAGCCAGCACCAUACAUCAGUGAAAUAAACGUCAACUAUUACGUAACCCACAUGCAACCUCUUCUGCCUUGCAGUCACUCCUACCCAACGUGGCUCCCAUGCAGCUGAAUGCUGAAAAAAGCUCCAGUCUUUGUCUUCUCAAGGAGCAGAGGCUGUGUGUUCAGAAGAAAAGGAAAAAAAAAAUAGGUCUCUUGCUCUGAGUAUCUUGCUCUUACAUUGGAACUAUAAGUCUACUUAAUCGUGGGAAAUUGUGCAGUGAUAUGUCUAAUUACCAGAUAUGUUUACAGGAAGAAAAUGCUUGAGUUAAUGUAUAAGGUGGGUGGAAAGGAUUAGGUUAAAAGCAGAGCUGCACUACCUUAAAUGCAAGCUGAUUUUUUUUUUCUUAGUGCAAGAAGCAUUAUGGGCUGUGCAGACUCUAUUUUUUUCUGAACAUAUUUCAAAGUGGUUAAUUCCUUUUAAGGGACCAAAGAAAUCUUAUACAAGUGCCUGCAACCAAAAAAGAAAUACUGUAAUUUUUUUUGUAGUGGCAAAAAUAUAUAUUGACAGCUUAGUUAUGGAUGUUUGCCAGGAAUUUUUGGUUUUAGGAUCACACAUUCAUUUCUGUCAAGGGAUCUGAGGUAGGCAGAGGCUUUCCACAGCAGCCACUGUAACAGGUUGCUGUCUGAUGGACCAGCAGCACUGAUUAACAGCUGGAGCAGAGCUGGGAUGGGGAACUAAAUGGGGGUUCAAUUCAUAAUGAUAAGAGAAUUUCUAAUGAGAUGGAUUAUGUGCCCUCAUUGCAAAGGCUACCAGAGGAAAUAGGAACUACCCUGAAUUAUUAUUAUUAAGUUGAAUUAUUAUUCAAUUUAAUGUGCAGUGCCAAAACCCUAACACUUUAAUUCCUCUUAAAGGAAAGUCUAUAGAUCAGUAUGUUGCUGUGUGGAUCAGUAUAUCUUUUUCAUGCAAGGAGCAGUUGUUCCCAGGCUUUAAUGGCCUCUAUGACUGUCAAUGGUAUUAGAGUAAAAAUGAGCUGGACCAAAAACAUAAAAAGGUACAUGCAUAGCCUUUGUCCUGGUUAACAAAAAGAACCAGUUAGACCCAGAACUGAUCUGAGAAGCCCUCAGCUUUGUGUCUGAUAGCCCAUUACAGUAUCUUGAGAAUUGUGCUUCUCUCCCUGUUGGGUGUCUGUGACUACCUACUUGAUUCCAUGUUAGACUAAGGAAACAUUUUAACACUGCUUGUUAUGACUGUGCAAAACUUUACAGUCUUAAUUUGACAAGGUAUCAGUGAUGUAUUGAAUCAAGUCAUCAAAUUGAAGACUAGGUUUGAUGCGUUGAAUCAGAUGAAGUGAUCCAGUUUAGAUGACUUUUUGUUUGAAUUGAACUUAACAAAUUGGAUUAACACAGUUCACACUUUUGAACUGACAAUUCAAAUCUGAUUUAGAAAAAAUACAUUUGGAUCAGAUCUGAUUUGCACAGGUCCAUUGCCUUGCUUUUGCUUAUAAAAUUUCAAUGUAGAGAAAAUUCCUCAUGUGUUGCGCUUGCUACAGUAGAAUAAGUAAGAGACGAGAGAGCUGUAGACAACUGUACACAAGAAAUUGUUGAUGUCUUGUCAAAUUAGGUUUUGAAAUAAUUAUAUACCCAGCACAAUAAUUCUUCCUAUAUAUUUUCUUGGAUUGCAUAGAAAUUUUACAACAUAUCAGUUCAGAUUAGUUUAUACUUUUUAGGAAGCUGAGGCAGCAGAUACUUUGCUGUUGGACAUACCUGCUCUGUAAGGGAUACACAAAAUACUCCAUGGUGUAUCUUUGAAGGUUGACUUCUUUGCUAAUCUGUUUUCUUUGCAAUCAAAACUGUACCUUGUUGGAGCAGACUAAAAAAAAAAAGAAAAAAAGAAAUAAAAUAUACUUGGAUUUUGUCUAGCUAAACACCCUGCCUCUUCCUGAGAGACAAUGAGCUGAGAUGGUAAGGCAGUUUUUAACAUCUGUUGACCAAUACCUACCACAACUUCACCCACUUUGGUAUUACUACAAGUUGUACAAGCUAAGAGAAACUUCUCAAUUCUGAUAAAUCCAAUGCUGUGUAAAUAGAGUUCUUGAUUAUAUAGGUGGCUUGAGAUGAUCUCUCCUCUAUACUGGUGAAGUCUUCCAUAUUCUGCAAUGCCUGAUGAUUAAGAGGGCUGCCCUAGGUUUCCUCUGCCACUUGAAGGAAGGCUUUGCUUUUCCAAACUGUCUCCUUUGACAACCAUUUAAUAAUUCACAUUUACAAGGAGAGAAAUGGGUUUGCACUAAAACCGCACAGCUGGCUGCCAGCAAUGUUUUUAGCUAAAAUGAUGGGUGAAAAUUUAAAAAGUAAAAAUUGCCUCUUUAAAAAAAAAAAACAGAUCAAUGCUGUGUUUGGGAGAAAAAAAGUUCUCCCAUGUAAUCAAGGGCUUGCUGGAUGCUUUUUUUUUUUAAAGCACUUUUUGCUGUAUGGGGAUGUGUGGUGAAAUAUAAGUAGAGGCUGCACCAGAUAUAUCUGCUGUGAUACUGCUGUUUUCCUUGUGUGCAUGAAAAUAUCCUGAAGAGUUUGACACUAUGAAUGGCACUUCUAGACUUGUGUUUGAAUGUGUUCUGCAGCUAUCAAAUCUGUCAUGCAAUAAGCCUGACAUACGAACUUUGGAUUCUUUAGAAUCUGUCACCAUAAAUAAAUACAAUGUAUUGAACUCUGUUGGAUUUACUUUACUUAAUCAUACAUAAUUUCGGACUGAAACAAAAUGGAUCUAAGUUAGCUUUCCCCAACCUGUACAUUUUUGACAAACUGAACUACAAGGAAAGGCUGUUUUAGGCUACCCAAAUUAAAAGGCUUCAGGAAUAAAGGUGGCUUCCAAACUGCUAUCCUUUCUCCUUCUAAGGGCAUAAUUGGCUUUUGCAGAGUAGGUGGAACGAAGUAGGGAAUGCCAUACUGAAGUUUCACUGCAGUCUUCAGCCCUCUUUGCUGAUUGUAUCUUCUACUGAUGAUUGGAAGAUAACUUGUCCCAGUUCAUCUAUGGUACAAUCUGAGGCAGAGAGCUACCACUCUAGGGUGCCAAAAGAAAAAAAAAAGGAUAGGGAACAUUGCUACACAGAAGUCACAUCAUUUCUACCAAGAUACAAAAUGAUUCACAUCUUCCUAAUGCAAUAAUAUUUCAGAAUAUAUUUAAAUUACUUUUCAAAACAGUUCUAGAUGGAGGGAGCAAAGAAGAGACUCAUAUAGGUACAUGGGAUUUAUGCAUUGCCUUCACAACCAGGCCUCUGUUAGCUGCUUACUAUGCUCUUCUUUCUAGAGUAAAUGGAAAGUGUUGCAUUGAGGUUUGGGACGCUAUACUUCCAAGUAUCCUAUGUAUAUAGAUAAUUAUAUCUUAACAUGGCUUGUGAAUUGCCAAAUUAUUAGUGAUAAUGGAUGCUUGCACUGGGGGAAUAGCCUGGCUCUGUGUAUCUUCCAGAUACUUUAUACUGCUAUUCCAAAAACCAUUUGCUAUUGACUAGGCAAGUAAAUGAAAGUUAAUAUCUAAAGCUACUGGAAGACAUCAGGUGAUCUAGUCUGGUUCUGAUUUUAUCUCUAGCCUCUUUCUGUAGUCUUCAUUCUUGGCUUUACUAGCUAUGCUCAGAACACUACUCAAUACAUCCUUCCAUUGUGAAAUUAAUUUGGUCUUUAAAUAUAAUAAGAUAUAGGUAGGGGGAGGGGUCUUGCCAAGUUUUUACCUCUUAUGCCAUUCCAAUAGCACAAACCCUGGUCCUAAUCCUGUCAUUGGCGGUUGUCUCUGAAACUGACCAGAGCAGCACAAACCACCUGAUGUGGUUGGCUUUUUCUAUUGUUGGAGCAGAUCACUCCUAAACAAAAGGAUGCUUGUAGAAAACACUAGUUGUGAUCUGAAAGGGGGCUUUCAAUGUUUUGAGUGUUUGAUCUCUUAAAAAAAAAAACCUAAUAAAAAUCUAUUUUCUCAAAA